Molecule: messenger RNA, 4840 nt
Organism: Mizuhopecten yessoensis (Yesso scallop)
Lineage: Eukaryota; Metazoa; Mollusca; Bivalvia; Pectinida; Pectinidae
Exons: 5
Coding region: 215-1141 (308 amino acids)
Source: RefSeq, a predicted model, not a curated record
UUCUUUCAACACGGAAGUUGCCUACAUUUUCGCAAACGCAAAAACAAACAAGCAUACGUCAGGAAAAGGGUGCUGAGUAUUGGUGAAAGGGAAAAGACAGAGUGCUUCGUUAAAACGUGUUUGAGGGUGGCGUAAGUCACGAGUUCAUAUCAUACAAGCCGUAAGAAUAGUCGCUGUUCGAUGACAGAGACGGGGAACAAAUAACAGACAAAAGAUGGCGACCCAUGCGGCGGAACUUCACGACUUGCCGCCGUACACGGCGAUGUUGUGGUCCCAAUUUCAGGCUUGUCCGCCACUCCUGUACAACUUGUUCGAGUCGACAGUCCGCCCAGGGGAUGUGGCUCAUCAGUCCGACAAAGUGUUUGACGUGUCGGGAUCUUUGAUCAGUCACAAACUCAGUGAGCUGACAGUGAAAAACAUUGAAGAACUUCACCGUCUGACCAACGACCUACUCAAUAUGCCAAUCUUGUUCCACAUCAAAGUGGAGCAUCAGCGUACAGACAACUACGUGGUGGUCAGAGUACGCAAGAAGUGGAAAGAUGAGUUUGCAGUGUUGGUAAACACACGUCACCCCCAGAUUCGGGAGAUGAUCACUAACAAGCUUACACAGGCCAUGCAAUAUAUGCAGGAAGGAAAGAAUUUUUGUCUGAAGUUGGACUUUGGACCUAGUGUGCGACAGUGGUACAGUGGUAUCGUGGACAGCCAGGUGACGUUUUGUGACAGUCGAUCCAACAAUGAUUCAGGUCACAUGACCCUUUGGGUGACCAAUUACUCGACCCCAAUGGAAUGUUGCACAUCCCUCCUCUGUAUCUUCAUAUGCUUUCCUCUCUGGCUUGUGUGUGGUGGGCCUUGUUAUGUGACUCACAGAAAAAUAAAGUGCAUAGAUGAAGAACAAGAAUUCAAUGACUUCCCUGUGACUUUGCUGUCCGGAGUGACCAGAACUGUCACCAUUCAGAGGCAAGCACCUGUUCCCCAGGCCCCUCAAUACCCAUCAGCCCCUCGGAAUCAGCCAAUGCAACAGUAUCCUCCACAGGGUCCGAUGGCACAGCCUCCCUACAAUCUCCAGGGUCAGCCCCAAGGACCGUACCCGCCAGUGGCGCCUCCAGCCUAUCCUGGGCCACCUCCACAGUACACAGCUUGAGGUAGUUUCUGAUUCAAACAUGAAACACGAUGCCUGAAAACAUCAAAAUCUAUAUAUGGAACAAUCUAGUAUGUAACAAGCUCCUCACUUCGUCCUAGUGCUUUAUGUAGACUUUGACAUCAAACCAAGUUUAAUGGUGGACAGAGGUCAUGACCUCAGUUCUAUGUCAGAUUAUUAUUGUCAAGGUCAGUGGUUGUAUGUCAUUGACCAUUAUGCCAUGGUCAUUGGUUGUGAUGAACUUUAUACCCUAGUGUAAUGGUGGUUUGUUUGACCUUGAACCUGACAUCAUGGUAAUUGGUCUUUGUGACCUUGACCAUGAUGACGUAUCUUGAUCCCGGUGAUAAAAACGCUUUUUGAUAUUUGAUAUGCAACGAUGUUCAAUAUGGUGGUGGACAUUAUUGAAAAGUGCUUUUUGUAACAAAACAAAUUCAUUUCGCCAUUUAUAUAAACGUGUACAGAACUUUGUCAGCUGCGAUUCCCAUACAUGUAAUCAUAGAAACAUCAUGCUUUAGUUGUGUGUAUUCUAUAUAACAGUGAAAUAUGUUGUCAACAUAUACAAAUUACCAGAUUAUGAAAUACAGUAUAACCUGUCUAAACCGGAUGUCACCAGAACCAAACUAUUUGUCUGGUUUACACAUGUGUCCGGUUUAUACAGUCGGCAUGUCAUUUUUUGAAAAAACAAAAAUGUAGUGUUUUGCAUACAAUCUUUUUACAAGUGUGUCAACAUAAACAACAGAGAAAUUAAUCAGAUUAUAUAAUACAAAUGAAGGGCGACCCAGCAUUGGAUAGCGCUAAUUUGUUAAGAAUGUGUUUGCUUUAGAUUUAGCCGGCAGAGAAAUAAUUUCAGGACCGGAAUGAACAGGUUGUUUUUACAUUGAUCACUAUGCCAACUUUUGUGAAACAAUGCCAGUUUUCGGAAUGGGCAGGGUCCGGUUAUACAGGGUUUAACUGCUAUGAUUAUAUAGGGAAUAUGCCGGGACCACAAAUUUCCGCUGGUUAAGACAGGGAUCUGGAUUAGACAAGGGCCGGUUUAGAUAAGCUAUACUGUAUAAUGUUUCAUGGUCAGGAAAUCUAUAUAUAUUGACAUUUUCCUUUUUUUGAGCUGCACAACAUUAAAUGUUGUUAGGUUGUAUUUUUUAUGAUGUUAACUAACACUCUGCUUUAUACAGUGAUUUUGUGCCAUAGUUUACAGGAAUAAGUUAGUCUCAUUAUAAUUAACAAAACAUUGUCAGAAUAUGGUUGAUGAAAAAAAAUGUUUUCAAAAAACAAAACCCCUACCUUCCAAUUCUAAUGUUCUUGCAAAUGCAAUUAUGAAUUGCCAUAAUGUUUUUUAGGGGAUUUCAAGAGAAUGUGAUUCUCCAAUAAAGCUUGUCGCUGAUCGCCAAUCUUCAUAUUUUUAAGUUCAAGUUGACCCCAGUAUUUCAAAUAUUAAUUCAUUGUAAAUUGUUUAUUUUCUUAAAGCAUUUAAGAUCAGAUGAAUGAAAUAAAGUAUAUCUCCAGUAUUCAAGUAUUAAUAGAGUACAAUUAUUUAUUAAUUAUCAUUAAUACUGACUUCAGAUCCUCAAAAAAAGCUGCUUCUGAUGCCCAAAACUAUAAACUUGCCUAAGUGGUAAUUCAAAAGAUAGUACAUUGUAUUCACACCAAAAAAUACUUCAAAGAAUGGAAACUUUCUAUUUCACCAAUUUCAAGGCAUUUGUCUCAGUGACUUGAUCAUGAGGACUUUAUUCAAAUGUGGUGACAAUACAUAUGUUGGAAUUAUAUUUUGCUGCAAAUUUAAUAUCAUUUUUCACAACAUAUUUAUAUUUUGAAGACAGCAAUAUGCUGUGCCUUAAAAUAUGUUUUUUUUUCUACUUUAAGGCUUUAUCCUACAGAGAGUACACUUUGUGUUUAUAAUGUUUUUUCUGUUUUUAUGUUAUAAACUUCUCGUGGCUUUGUGGCGUAUUUAGUUCAGCUCUAAAUCAAAACUAGGCUAAAAUGCUUUUCAGAUCAGUUAUAGCCUAAUUGAGAACUCAUUUAAUGUGUCAUGAUUUUUAUAUGCAGCUUAAAUUUUUAUGUGCUUAUUACAGAAAAAGAAUUUGAUAUAUUUCAAAUAUAAUUGCAUUUUAACCAUAUUUUGUAAAACUUUUAAUAUGCAAUAGCUUAUUUAAUAAGGUUCUAUUCUCAUAUUUUUGAAACAUUUAGCAAUGGAUAACUUGAUUAGAUAUUUUAUACCAAUAUCUUUUACACUUGAAAACAUGACAAUUGUGAAAGAAAAAACCUGUCAUUAUUGACAUCAACAGGGCCGAUCAAAUAUGGCUCGUGACAUGAAUAUCAUAUUCGAAACUAGAUUUGUUGGCCGAAACACUUGUAUUAAUUACAGUCAUAUUACAUGAUGUCCGACACAUCAGGUGUCAGUAAAGACAGGUUUUACUGAACAUGAUAUAUUCAACUGUUGGAUAAUGACAUGAUUUACGUAAAUAUGACCAGCACAAUGUCAGAUUUUUUAUCAAAUGGCUGUGUAUAUUUUUGCGUUCCAUAUUUUCUUCAAACUUGUUGUAUUUAAUUAACAUUGCAAUUUAUUUUGUCAUGCUUGCCAUUGCUGCAAUGCAUUUUUAUAUACAAGUUUGUAGAUGUUUAACUACAUGCUUGAAUUUUUCACAAGGGACCUUACAAGUGUUUGAACUAGAAAAUUUGCAAAAUUAUUUACUGAAAAAGUUUUAUAUUAUUUUUUAUUCCAUAAUUUAUUGGAAAAAAAAUGAAGAACAAAGACGUCUACUUGAAAUGUUGAGAGAAAAUUUGGUGAUGUUGUACUGGUAAAUGUGACUUAACAAUGACUAUGUUUAAAUGCAUUGCAAACACCAUUCCUGUCCAAGAUGGCAGUGAUGACCAGGGGAGGUAACUCUAACAGCUAAGGAAAGCUAUGUAACAUACACACCAUAAACAAUAGUUUAUAGCUUUGAAACAAUAAUCUUUAUUAAGUUGAGAAAGUUUUAGUUACACAUAAAGCUAAAACUCUCAUGCUUCAGUGUUAAGUAUCAAUACUUACUAUGAAAAAUGAAAAAGUAUAUGGUAAUUUUUGCAUGAACCCUUGCCUGUACAUGACUGCUGUGUAUUUAAGUGAACAACAUGCACUUCUGAACAAACUGCUGAUAAUUCUUAAUCUGUUGGUGAUUGAAUACAUGUAUUUCCAGUUUUAAAAACUUAUGUCUGGUUGAAUGUAGUUGUGAAAUAUGAAAUAUUCCCAUGAUUUUGUAUCGUACGUGUACAUGUAUACAGUUGUUCUCCUGUAACUCCAAACAUUUCAUUUGAAGAGCAAAUAAUACUACAAUUCAAAGAUAAGUGUUUCGUGCUCAAGAUUUGAUAUUCAUCAGUGUUCAAUUCUAUAACGGUUGUACCAACCUAUGAACGGAAAGAAAACUAAAGAGUGAACAUUCUUCAGAGGAUGAUUUUUCGUGUCCAAACAAAAUUGUCUUAAAUAAGAUAUCGGAAAUAGGCCUGUUUAUAUAAAUCAGUUGUUUUAGAUAUUUUCUCUCGCUUUUAACGGAUUACGUUACAGCAUAGAACAAAAAUACAUGCGAGUGUAUAAAACCUGAUAAUUUGGUAUCAAAUGGCCGAUUUAGUCGACUUAGUUUUUUUGUUCUGAGGUAACAGUGGACCCUUAUUUGUAAAGAUACAUAUUGAUAUUUUUUAAAAAAAUAAACAAGUUUGUAUUUAACAUAA